AUGAAAUAUGUGAAACCAACCUUGGUAAAUGACAGCAAGGGCCAAGUGGCUGCAGUGGAAAAACCUGCAUUAGUAUCUGGUCCUGCUGACAUGGAGGGGUCCAGUGACAAGCUUUUCUGCUGCAGGUGGGUGCGCCAAAGAUUUCCCCUGGCCCACAGAGAGGAACUGUACCACAUCCUGAGGAUGACAGGGCCUCUGCUGCUCUCUCGAAUCCUCAAUUACCUGCUACCAUUUGUGGUCACCAUGUUCUGUGGGCGUCUGGGAAAUGAAGUGAUGGCUGGCUUUGGAUUAGCUUCUGCUACCAUUAAUGUUACCACUGCAGCAACGGGAUGUGGUCUGGGACUGGCAUGUGAUACUUUGGUGUCUCAGACAUUUGGUGGUAAGAACCUGCUGCGGGUGGGAGUGAUCCUUCAGCGGGGCAUCAUCAUCCUGCUGUUGUUCUGUCUGCCCUGCUGGGGUCUGCUCAUCAAUGCCCAGGCCAUCCUGCUAUGCCUGCACCAGAGCCCUGAGGUGACCAGAAUAGCCCAGCUGUAUAUUACAGCCUUCCUUCCUGCUGUACCAGCAAUGUUUCUACAUCAGCUUCAGGUGUCUUAUCUGCAGAACCAGGGUAUAAUACUGCCACAGAUGUACGCUGCUGCCAUGGCAAACAUAGCAAAUGUUGUGACAAACUACAUCUUUAUUUUCUGGCUGGAUCUGGGUGUUAGCGGCUCUGCAGCAGCCAACACUCUGUCUCAGAUUUACAUCUGUGCUUUUCUGUUUGCUUACAUUUGGUGGAAGAAGCUCCAUGUAAAAACAUGGGGAGGCUGGUCUGUGGAAUCACUGCAGGAGUGGGGCUCCUACAUGAAACUGGCUUUUCCCAGUACAUUAAUGACAUGUUUCGAGUGGUGGGUCUAUGAGUUUGGGGGCUUCUUUGCAGGAAUGCUGAGUGAAGACGAGCUGGCUGCCCAACAUGUUGUGAUAAUGGUGGCUUUCAUCACCUACAUGUUCCCUCUUGGUGUUCAAGCUGCAGCAUGCGCCCGUGUGGGUAAUGCUCUCGGUGCAGGAGACACUGCCAGGGCCAUCCUCACCUGCAAGAUGUCGCUCGCUCUUGCAGGUAGCUUUGCAGUUGUUGAAGGUCUUGUGCUUGGCUCUACUAAAACAGUGAUUGGCUUUAUCUUUACCUCUGACGAGAGGAUCAUUGGUCUGGUCUCCCAUUUGAUGAACGCUUACUGUUUCGUCCAAUUCUUUGAUGGUCUUUUGUGUGUUUGCACGGGCAUUUUCUUGGGCACAGGCAAACAGAAGAUACCAGCUGUGGCCAAUUUCAUUGGAUUCUACUGCAUAGGACUUUCACUGAGCGUAGUUUUAAUGUUUGUUGCCAAACUGAGAGUUUUGGGUUUUUGGCUGGGGCUUCUCAUUUGUGUCGUCUUCCAAUCCAUCUUCUACAUCAUUCUCAUCUUCAAGCUCGACUGGAGGAGAAUGACGGAAGAGGCUGUGAAACGAGCUCAGAAAAAGACACACAUGACAUUAUUACGCACAGGGGCCAUGUCAGAUGACCAGACGGCAAGUAAUGGGAAAUCACCGGAAGGCUACAUGUCUGUGGGCACUGAGAGCCAUGACGUGCACAUGCAGACACAGGAUGGUCAUGGUGUCCAGUUGAAGGAUGGCCGUCUCUCCACUACCCAGCUGAUCCUCAGGCGAGGCCUCAUUGUGUUGGCAGCAGUUGCACUUCUGGCUGUGGGAGCGACUGUGCACUUUCUUGUGCCUUUGCCAGAGACCCUGCCUUCGGAGGCCAACUUUACUUUGGACUGGAUGAACACGACAGUUACUCCGGGUCAAAUUUUGUCCACUGCACUAUCCCAAUAAAAGGAUGAGAUCCUUGAUCAUUAAGUCGCUGUUUGUGCUCAAUGUCAAAAAAACACAGAAUUCUAAACUCUCAUGGACUUGUUUUCUUUGACAAAAAGUGUCUAAAAGACUGGCAGAUUUGAUGCAAAGUCAAGUUAGUUAAUGGUUGAACUAACAUUUACCUAUAAGAAAUUAAUUAAUUUUCUGAUCAUUAACAAUCCAAUUUUUAUUGGUCCUUCUGUUUUUUUUUAUCUCAUCUGUACUGGUUUCAUGUCAACUCAUGAUACAGCUAUGCAAGAUAAAUGCUUAAGGUACUUUUUUUCCCACUGAAUCAUCAUUUGUAAGUGUAACCCUUGUCUGAUGGCAAAAUAAAUAAUGGUGUAUAUAAAAUAAGAAAAUAAUAAAUAAAUAGUGGCUGUAAAUACUUGUAUGCAAUGUCGACAGCUUAGAAUUUUGCGAGGGGCAUGGUGAAGAGUCGAAAAAAAUAGUCCUCACACACUACAAAGAGUACACAUUCACUUUACUACAUUAAAACUCAAAGAAGUUAAGUAUAAUGCACAUUAUUAGUCAUCACUAUAAUACAUACUCUUCUUUUCCAACAGGUGCCCCCUGAUUUUUUCUCCUGUCCUGGUCACCUGACCUUCCCCACACACAUACUCUCCCAGUUCGUCCACUUUCCUCUUUCAUAGUUAAAUCAGCCCUUUUUCACUCACACCAGUUUGCCAUUACUAGCUUGCCCUGUCAUGCUGUUAACUGGCACUGGUACCUGCUGGUUGGACUGCCUUCCUGGUCUUGACCCAUGCCUGCUUUGUUACUGCAUGAGCUUAUGCAUCCUAUCCAUUUAAUCACUGAAUUUACUGCCUGUAUGUCGCUUCGACAUUUAAUCACUGAACUCUCCCACUCUGCCUGCAUUGUCUGUAUUUGGGUCGAAGGUCCCAGGUUGCCAGGAGCAAAACAAAAGUUGAUAUAAGGGUGGGUUUACUGUAUGUUUAUGGUUACUUUCCCAAUGGACCCUGUUGGUCCAAUACUUAAGUCUGGAAGUUAAUUUCUCCAUAAACGUAUUUCA
This is a messenger RNA of Anoplopoma fimbria (sablefish), 2887 nucleotides long. Its product is annotated as multidrug and toxin extrusion protein 1-like. Gene Ontology annotation, cellular component: membrane. The record is from RefSeq and is a predicted model, not a curated record. Bases 1 to 1842 code for a protein of 613 amino acids. Gene Ontology annotation, molecular function: antiporter activity; xenobiotic transmembrane transporter activity. The transcript is spliced from 18 exons. Gene Ontology annotation, biological process: xenobiotic detoxification by transmembrane export across the plasma membrane. Lineage: Eukaryota; Metazoa; Chordata; Actinopteri; Perciformes; Anoplopomatidae.